AUGAGAUUUCAAUGUGAUCAGUGUGAUUUCAACAUUCAUUCAAUUUGUGGUGAUUGCCCAGAUACAAUUUCAUCCUUUACACACCAACACCAUCUUCAACUUAUGGAUACACCAAAUUUGGAUCAUAAAUGUCAUAUAUGUGAAAAAUAUGUUAGAGGUAUGGUUUAUAGGUGUAAAGCAUGUAGCUUUUUUAUGCAUCCAAUUUGUAGUGAUUUUCCAGAGGUUUUGGGUAACCAAAUAAUGCAUCCUCCUCAUGUUUUGAAGCUUCAAUUAAUGGGUAAUAGUAAAUGUGAUGUUUGUGACAAAUCAUGCAAACAAAGGAGGUAUUUUUGUGGGAUUUGUGAUGUUCAUAUUCAUGUUGGUUGCUUGUCAGGCAAGAAAAAUGAUGAUGAUUGUGGAUUUGGUGAGGUUUUGGCUCAUGAAUUGGGUGGGGGUUUUGGUGAGGGUUUGGGUGAGAGUAUUGUUUCUUUGUUUAGUAGUUAA
Messenger RNA from Amaranthus tricolor (Joseph's coat), 483 nucleotides. Its product is annotated as protein VACUOLELESS GAMETOPHYTES-like. NCBI's taxonomy places the organism in Eukaryota, Viridiplantae, Streptophyta, Magnoliopsida, Caryophyllales, Amaranthaceae. The record is from RefSeq and is a predicted model, not a curated record. The transcript has a single exon. Bases 1 to 483 code for a protein of 160 amino acids.